Tuber aestivum (summer truffle) is the source of this 4576-nucleotide messenger RNA. Lineage: Eukaryota; Fungi; Ascomycota; Pezizomycetes; Pezizales; Tuberaceae. The record is from the annotation of a GenBank genome assembly.
AGAGGACAAGGGCAGAGAUCUUUCUCACCCCAAACGCCUCCAUCUCAACCCCGUUGCUGCUCAACCUGUAACCUCCCCUCCGCGUCAACACUACUGCUGUAACCUCCCUUCUCCUUGCCGGCCUCUAUCUCCCGCUACCUGCGUCCUUCCUCGUUUCGUCCCGAUCUUAAACCUUUCUCAACCACUUAACCAUGGACGAAUACUCUGACGAUAUUACGGCUGAGGAUUGCUGGCAGGGUAUAUCGCUUUAUUCAGGUUUUAGUUUCUUGGAAUUGCUGACCUGAUGGCCUCCUGAGCGCAACAGUUAUAUCCGCCUUUUUUGAUCGGAAAGGCUUGGUUUCACAGCAGCUUGACUCCUUCGAUGAAUUCGUUGGCACCACGAUGGUAGAGAUGAUCGAUGAGGAUUCCCUUUUAACACUUGAUCAGAACACUCCUCAGAGCGACGAUGGGAUUGUUUUGCGAAGAUACGAGAUCAUGUUUGGACCUUGUUACUUAUCACGACCCACCAUGACUGAAGGCGAUGGUUCAACACAGCCUAUGCUACCCCAGGAGGCAAGAUUACGAAACCUUACGUAUUCAGCGCCAAUGUACUGCGAGCUUAAAAAGAAGGUUAUGGUGGCUCGAGAAGUGGAAGUUGCAUCGGAUGAUGAGGACGGUGGGUCUGACAAUGGAGACCCGCAGAAGGACAAAGCCAGGGUAAGGUAUGAAUGGGAUGUUGAAGAGGAAGAUGAAGCGGCGACCAAAGUUUUUAUUGGUAAAAUGCCGGUCAUGCUCAAAUCGCAGUACUGUAUCCUGAAGGAUUUCAAGGAGGAGGAGCUUUAUAGUCUCAAUGAAUGCCCUUACGACCAAGGUGGUUACUUCGUUAUCAACGGAUCGGAGAAAGUCCUCAUUGCUCAAGAGCGGAGCGCUGCCAAUAUUGUACAAGUGUUCAAAAAAGCGCUGCCUUCACCAACGCCAUAUGUGGCUGAGAUUCGAAGCGCAGUGGAGAAGGGAUCGCGGCUCAUUAGUAGCAUGCAGAUCAAGUUGUUUUCGAAGGGAGAGGCACGAGGCGGAUACAAUGCGACCAUCAAAUCGACCCUUCCGUAUAUCAAGAGUGAUAUACCCAUUGUCAUUGUUUUUCGUGCUCUUGGUGUUGUAUCAGAUGAAGACAUCCUAAACCAUGUCUGUUACGAUCGUAACGACACGCAGAUGCUUGAAAUGAUGAAGCCCUGUAUUGAGGAAGCGUUUGUUAUCCAGGACAGGGAGGUUGCUCUUGAUUUUAUUGGCAAGCGAGGGUCUUCGCAGGGAAUUAAUAAGGAAAAGCGUAUACGGUAUGCGCGCGACAUCAUGCAGAAGGAGUUGCUGCCUCAUAUCUCACAGGAGGAAGGAAGUGAGACGAGGAAGGCCUUCUUUUUGGGUUACAUGGUACAUAGGAUGCUGCAAUGUGCUUUGGAGCGCCGGGAAGUGGAUGACCGUGAUCACUUCGGAAAAAAGAGGUUGGAUUUGGCUGGGCCCCUUUUGGCAGGGCUUUUCCGGACUCUUUGGAGAAAGCUCACUAAGGAUGUCUACAAAUAUCUGGAGAAAUGCGUUGAAACCAGCAAAGAUUUCAAUCUGACUUUGGCUGUCAAGUCUAACACUAUUACUAAUGGCCUAAAAUAUUCUCUGGCAACAGGUAACUGGGGCGAACAAAAGAAAGCGGCCUCUUCCAAGGCGGGUGUGUCUCAAGUAUUGAACCGGUAUACCUUUGCCUCUACCCUCUCUCAUUUACGGCGCACCAAUACUCCUAUCGGCAGAGACGGGAAAAUUGCGAAGCCCCGCCAGUUGCACAAUACCCAUUGGGGGCUGGUGUGCCCGGCCGAAACACCCGAAGGGCAGGCCUGCGGUCUUGUAAAAAACCUGUCUCUGAUGUCUUAUAUCACAAUUGGCACUCCUGGGUAUCCCUUGGUUGACUUUUUGUCGUCCAAUGAUAUGGAAUUACUCGAGGAAUAUGAACCUCAGCGGUCUCCCAAUGCUACUAAGGUUUUCGUUAAUGGGGUCUGGGUUGGAACCCAUCGCGAUCCUCUCAUGUUAGCGAAGGUUGUUCAAGAUGUGCGAAGGCAGGGUGUUGUCAGCCACGAAGUCAGCGUCAUUCGUGAUAUCCGGGAUAGAGAGUUCAAAAUCUUCACAGAUGCGGGGCGAGUUUGCCGUCCGCUUUUCGUUAUCGACAACGACCCCCGUAGCGAGCGACGAGGGCAGCUCGUCCUGCAAAAGGAGCAUAUAGAGAAGCUCGAAGACGAUCAUCAAUUAGAUAUAGAGGACAGGUUUGGCUGGGAAGGCCUACUCUUUGCUGGAGCUGUUGAGUAUCUUGAUGCAGAGGAGGAGGAAGGUGUUAUGAUUGUUAUGACACCCGAGGAUCUCGAUUUGUCAAGACAGGUUCAACUGGGUUAUGAGAUUGAACAGGAAACCGACCAAGCCAAGCGGGUAAAGGCACCAAUCAAUUCUACGACUCAUACCUGGACACAUUGUGAAAUCCAUCCGAGUAUGAUUCUUGGAAUCUGCGCCAGUAUUAUUCCGUUCCCCGAUCAUAAUCAGGUAUGUUCUUGCUGAACCCGCCUUCCAUCCUCCCCAUUUUCCGGCUCGAGUUCUAACUACAGUAACCUCCCGCAGUCACCCCGUAAUACCUAUCAAUCCGCUAUGGGUAAGCAAGCCAUGGGUGUCUUCUUGACAAAUUUCUCGGAACGUAUGGACACAAUGGCAAAUAUUCUUUACUACCCCCAGAAGCCGUUAGCCACGACCCGCUCAAUGGAGUUUCUUAAGUUCAGAGAGCUUCCUGCCGGUCAGAACGCUAUAGUCGCAAUUCUCUGCUAUAGCGGCUACAAUCAGGAGGAUUCUGUCAUCAUGAACCAGAGCAGUAUUGAUCGUGGAUUAUUCCGGAGCUUGUUCUAUCGGUCCUAUAUGGAUCAAGAGAAGCGGAUCGGAAUGCAGAUUGUGGAAGAGUUCGAAAAGCCGACGAGGAACAACACGCUUAAAUUGAAGCAUGGCACCUAUGAUAAGUUGGACGACGAUGGACUGAUUGCCCCUGGUGUGAGAGUUUCGGGAGAGGACAUUAUUAUCGGCAAGACAGCGCCGAUCGCUCCUGAUGUCGACGAGAUGGGCCAGAGACAAAAAUAUCAUACCAAACGCGACGUUUCUACGCCACUUCGAAGUACAGAGAACGGUAUCGUCGACCAGGUCAUGCUUACUACAAACGCCGAGGGUUUGAAGUUUGUUAAAGUCCGAAUGAGAACAACUAAGAUUCCACAGAUUGGGGAUAAAUUUGCUUCCAGGCAUGGGCAGAAGGUAUAGUUUGGGUGCUCAACAAGUGGUGUCUCAAAUCCUGACUACAAUUAUUAGGGUACGAUUGGCAUCACUUACAGACAAGAGGACAUGCCCUUCACUUGCGAAGGAAUUGUCCCUGACCUCAGUAAGGCUUCCAAGAUGAUACUCUUGUAGGUCCUUUUGUUGAUUUGUGACAGUUAUUAAUCCCCAUGCUAUCCCGUCCCGUAUGACGAUUGCACACUUGAUCGAGUGCCAGUUGAGCAAAGUCUCCUCAUUACGAGGGUUUGAAGGAGACGCAACCCCAUUUACGUAAGGCCUCCAAGUCAAUCCGCUAUCCACUUCUCUUAACUGAUCGCCCUCCCAUUUAUUCUCAGCGACGUAACGGUUGAUUCCGUAUCGACUCUUUUACGACAGAAUGGCUACCAGUCUCGAGGCUUCGAGGUCAUGUACAACGGCUAUACUGGUAGGAAGCUAGUUGCCCAGGUGUUCCUAGGUCCCACCUAUUACCAGCGUCUCAGACACAUGGUUGACGACAAGAUUCAUGCUCGAGCGAGAGGGCCUGUUCAGAUUCUCACUCGUCAACCUGUCGAGGGCCGUGCUAGAGAUGGUGGCCUUCGUUUCGGAGAGAUGGAACGUGAUUGUAUGAUUGCUCACGGUGCUAGCGCAUUUCUUAAAGAGAGACUCUUUGAAGUCUCGGACGCUUUUAGGGUUCAUAUUUGUGAUAUCUGCGGACUCAUGACACCCAUUGCGUAAGUAAUCUCAUGACUCUCGGCAGCCCUUUUGCUCACACAUGUUUAGCAAUCUUAAGAAGAACCUCUUCGAGUGUCGUCCGUGUCGCAACAAGACUAAAAUUUCUCAAAUCCAUCUCCCAUAUGCCGCCAAGUUACUCUUCCAAGAGUUGGCCUCAAUGAACAUCGCUGCCAGAAUGUAUCACAAGCGUUCUGGCGUGAGUGUUAGAAAUUAAAGGGCCGCCGAAAUGAGAUGACUCGAUGGGAUUGAUGUUUUUUUUUCCUUUUCUUUUCCUGUCUGGAAAUCUUGGGUUCGGGGUUAAUUAGCGGAUAUGCGUGGGCCGUUUCCUUUUCCUUUUCCUUUUCCUCUCUUUCUCUUCCUUGGGGUACGUUCACCUUUUUCUUUUCUGUGUUUUUGAUGCUCCCCGAGAUCGUCUGUCGCCCGCUAGCUUUUCUUCCCUUGAAAAAGGGUACUGGGGCCCCGGUGUACUGUACAGUUAUCGCUAUUUUUGCGGUCGCGUAAAUGUUAGACUAAAUGUCAAUGUACGAUAUAUCCACUAGCUAAUCAUUCA